GACCUGCAUCAUUGUCUCAGUAUGGCGAGUGAACCUGUCCAAGACCCAGUGACUGCAGGGGCUCCUGUAGCUGAUCCCAUAGUGGCGCCAAUGGAAGUGGGCGACGACGAGGACAAUGACUCUGCUUACGACCCAGAAGAUGGCAAUGCCAGUGACACGACUUCUUUGUCGUCAAGUGUCUCCAAAUACAGAUUCGAAAACGGACGACGUUAUCAUGGAUAUAAAGACGGACUAUACAUGCAACCCAACGAUGAACAACAACUCAGCGUUCAGGACAUGGGCCACCACAUGAUGCUUAUUCUGCUUGAGAAUGAACUGCACCUUGCUCCAAUAUCUGAAAACCCGCAAAGAAUCCUAGAUGUUGGAACUGGAACAGGUAUCUGGGCGAUAGACAUGGCCGAUCAGCAUAAAUCCGCUCAAGUCGUUGGUACAGACCUCUCUCCUGUACAGCCAGCCUUCGUUCCACCCAAUUGCAAAUUCGAAAUCGACGAUGCUUCUGUCUUGUGGACUUUUACUCCUGGGAGUAUGGACUUUGUGUUCUUUAGAUUUAUGCUAGGUUCGUUCUCGGACUGGACCGAGGUUUAUCGUGAAGCAUUCAAGACAAUCAAACCAGGUGGAUGGAUCGAACAUCACGAAGUUGCUCCAGAUCCCAAAUCUGAGGAUGGCACCGUAACACCUGGGUCUCCUUUCCACAGAUGGGGAGAUCUCAUCUUCGAAGCUGGUGACAAACUUGGCAAGACAUACAGAACGGCUUACAACACCGAAGCAUGGAUUGAAGAAGCGGGGUUCAUCAACGUUGUAGAAAAGAAAUAUAAGAUGCCCAUUGGCAGGUGGCCUGCUGAUGCAAAGCUGAAGGAGAUUGGAAUGUGGUUCCGAGCCUACUUCGAGGAUGGAAUGGAGGGCUAUGCUAUGGCCUUAUUGACUCGAGUCUUAGAGUGGGAUUUCAUCGAAGCCCAGGCUUUCUUUGGCCAGCUAAGAGCUGCUUUCAAGGACAAGAAGACCCAUGCUUACUGCAAUCUAACCGUUGUCUAUGGACAGAAGCCACUAGCUACGUAGAGUUAUAUGCUUGGAAGCGGUGUUCGAGAACCCUCAACUGCGGCGCUGUCAAGGAUGCUUUCUUGUAAGGUUUGCUGGAUUCCGGAUAGGUCAGUAUCUGCGGUAGCAAGAGAAAUCGCGGUCGAGAUAGCAAUCAUGAACAAAGACAAAGUUAUAAUGGUAGAGCGUUGACCUUAAUUCUACUUAAGCUUGCAGCUCCGACAAUUGAAAGAAAUGAUUAUGAUCUAAGAGAAUUACCUC
This is a messenger RNA of Mollisia scopiformis, 1296 nucleotides long. RefSeq names its product S-adenosyl-L-methionine-dependent methyltransferase. The transcript is spliced from 10 exons. Lineage: Eukaryota; Fungi; Ascomycota; Leotiomycetes; Helotiales; Mollisiaceae. Bases 22 to 1056 code for a protein of 344 amino acids. The record is from RefSeq and is a predicted model, not a curated record. Gene Ontology annotation, molecular function: methyltransferase activity.